GUCGGUUUGCUUGUGUUUUGUUUAAAACUUUUCCCACAAGUUUAUCUUCCACGUUUAUUACAAUAUUUUAAAUACGAUAGGAACAUUUUAAUCACUACUUCGCACCUGAAUCAGUGCUCUGUACACAAAAUGCCCAGAACUAAGCGGCCUGGGCGAAAACAGGAAAAAGUAGCAGAAGAUGAUGAGACAUUGAAAAAGUUCAACAAAUUAGUUGCUGACCAAAAAAACAAAAUAGACUCGGAAGCUCAGAUGCAAAUACGCAAUGUUGAGAUUGCAUUCAAGAUACUCCUUGGUUCAAUAAGUGCAAAUAACUUUCAGAAAACGUUGGGACAGCUGAAAACAGAAUUGCACCUCAAAGAGGUGCCGUCAACAAGACGGUCCAACACCAGACGCUCCUGCACGUCUGGAUCCCAUGAUGACGGGUACCUCACGGAGACCUCGUCUCAGGGCUCUGGGGAGCGCGGUGCUAAGAAAACGUACUUGGCACCCCCAUCCGCCACCCGCACAACCGGUCGCCGCUCGCGUUCCGCGGACGCAUCUGCCCGUUCAGCCAUAAAGCCGGCGCCGCGUACUGCCACGCGCCGUCGCUCCAAGUCGGUGUACAGGACGCCCGCGUACAACAAGAACGCGCAAGUCAACUAUCCUGCUAUCACACCGAAGGUGACACCACACACGCCGCUGACCGUUCUGCGUCAGCCGCGCCAGGGUGAGAUGGUGGUCUCCAUGUCGGGAUCGCCGGUAAUGGUGCCAACUUGUUACACAAUGAAACCAGACGAGAAAGCCAAUUGCAACAUCCUGUUGCAAGACGGCACAAUGCUGUCGCUUCAACCAAAGCAUCUGCGACAGUCUCAAGCCUACAUUCCAUUCUCACUAAUGGACAACAAUGUGCUGCUACAGCUCAAGACCUUGAAGGAGAACCUCGACAAAGUGGUCAAGCUUGGUGAAAAAGCCAUCAAAUGAUAGUGAUUAGUGACAAGUGUUUGUGAUUAAUGCAAAUUCGUAAUGUAAUAGUGAACGGUGACGUGAUGUGCUACAAGCGACACUGGGAAUUUUAAAUGUAGGUAUUAUGAUGGAUAAAGCCUCUUAUUUGUGGUAAACAUUUGUUAAUGAAUAGUUGAUCAAUAAGGUUGUAGAAAAAAUUGUUUUAAGGAUCAUUCACGGUACUCUGUGUCGCGUAUGGGUAAAACAGCUAUAUUUUGCUAUUGAAGUGAAACUUCUUUAUUGGUUGGAAAAAAAUUUAGUGUAACAUUUUUUCGUUACGCGUGACAUUUUUCCGUUACGCGCCAUCUUUUUCUUAUCCC
This is a messenger RNA of Colias croceus (clouded yellow), 1301 nucleotides long. RefSeq lists its product as uncharacterized. Gene Ontology annotation, biological process: mitotic sister chromatid segregation. The coding region runs from base 130 to 960 and encodes 276 amino acids. The transcript has 7 exons. Gene Ontology annotation, cellular component: spindle midzone; chromosome passenger complex; chromosome, centromeric region. The record is from RefSeq and is a predicted model, not a curated record. Lineage: Eukaryota; Metazoa; Arthropoda; Insecta; Lepidoptera; Pieridae.